Molecule: messenger RNA, 1227 nt
Organism: Trichobilharzia regenti
Lineage: Eukaryota; Metazoa; Platyhelminthes; Trematoda; Strigeidida; Schistosomatidae
Source: the annotation of a GenBank genome assembly
AUGUACAACGAAUAUGAACACCUUUGUCACAAGUUAAUUAUAAUGACCAGUAGUGGAGAAGGUGAAGAAAGUAUUCCCACAGAUUCUAAUAAUGAUAGCCAGAUUACUGAAGUCAAUUACAAGUCUAUGGUUGUAUCUACAAGUCCUAUGAGAACUAGUGAAGAAGAAGAUUUCACAAAAUGUCAAAACAGUUGUAAGCGUUCCAAUGAAAAUUUGCAUGAGCCUCAAAAUUUGCGUAUAUCAUCUGAAAACAAUAAAAAUAAUAUUCCUUCGUGUACAAAUUUAAUUACAUCUGGGCUGGAUUUGAAUCUGUCUACUGAUCAACCGUUUUCACAUUGGCGAAGAAUGAAGAAAUUGUGUACAACAAAUAUAAUUCGUAAAGAAAUUGAUAGUGCAACCAUUACUGGUACUCCUGUAUGUCAGACAACUUCAACAGACAAUCCUGAUAAUGCUACCACUAUUACAGCUUCUAGUAUCACUACUAAUUGUGAAGUGAAUUCAGUACUUCCCAGCUCUACAAACACUGUCAAUACUACUUGUCAUAAUACUUGCUAUGACAGUUCAGAGAUAUCUGGCUUUAAUCUAUCAUCAAAAAGUAGUAGGAUAUAUCAAAAUUUCUCUAAUCCAACCUCUUCAAUUGUUCCAUUGGCUAACAAUUCUCUCUUGUUAGAACCAACGAGAUUUAAUUCAUUAAACUCUACUGGAACUUCUAUAACAGCUACACUGACAACAAUGAAUAUGCAACAGAGAUUUAAAAAAGGGGAUGUUGUUAAAACACCGAAUGGUGUAAGAAAAAAGUUUAAUGGUAAACAAUGGCGUCGUUUGUGUAGUCGAGAAGGUUGUACUAAAGAAUCUCAACGACGUGGAUUUUGUUCUCGUCAUUUAUCAAUGAAGGGAAAAGAAAUGCGUGUAAUGGGUUAUGCUGCUGCUGUAGCUGCUUUAAACUCUUCAGGGGAUAGUAAAUAUACUGGAUCAUGUACAUCUAAAGAAUCUGGAUCAAAUCGUAAUAAGUUACAUUCUUUAACAUCGCCAUCUUCUUCGUUAUUUAUUUCACCUUCAAUUUUUUCACCAUACAAACUAACUCCUUACUUACCGUCAUCUGUUAUAUCAUCGUCAACAACAACAAACACAGUUGAUACUGCCUUAUUCACAUCCAAUUCUUCUGUGACACUGACCUCAGUUACGGGAGUAUUUUGUCCCAACAGCCGACAUUUCCUCUCCCAUUAG